AUGUGGAAUGCGGAUCGAGAAGAGAUGUCUGAGAAAAAAGAGCUGAGACAUCAACUUCUGGAGAGACUUCUGGAUAAAAUACAAUUGGCAUUCACCGCAACCCCACAAAAUUUGGAUUACUUGGAAUUUGUUUGUCGCCAGGAGCUGUAUCUUCUGCAGGCCCUAUCCAACCACAUACAAGUACCAACUGCUAUCACCCAGGCUUUGCAGGAACUCUUUGAACUUGUGAGAGCACAACUGGAACAUCCAGCCCUAUGUGUCACAGUGGAGAUCACAGGCACCCAAGGACGGCCCAAAAUUUUGGUUGACGAACGGCGUUUAAAGGAAAUGCUUGAUCUCCACCUUCCUGUGCCUUGCAUAGCCACACUGAUGGGUGUGUCAAGAAGGACAAUAUAUCGCCGAAUGAAAGAGAAUGAGCUCUCUGUCAGGGAAAUGUAUAGUCCCAUUACUGAUGCUGAACUUGACAAUUUGGUUUCUUCCAUCAAGAAUGACUUACCAAAUGCAGGCUACAGGAUGGUGAAAGGCAGAUUGGAAUCUCUGGGACACAGAGUUCAGUGGAGACGAGUUGCAGCCUGCAUGCAGAGAGUUGAUUCCAUGGGCAUCAUCUCAAGACUGUCAAGUCUUGGCUGUGUGGUACGCAGAGUCUACUCUGUACCAGGGCCCUUGUCCCUGGUACAUGUGGACACAAAUCACAAGUUGAUCAGAUACAACACUGUCAUAUUUGGAGGAAUCGAUGGUUUUUCCAGAAAGAUACUGUACUUGAAUGCAGCGACAAACAACUGUGCUUCAACAGCAUUUCACUUCUUCCUGGAGGCCACUCAGCAGCAUGGUUUACCCUCAAGAGUACGAGCUGACCAGGGAGUGGAGAAUGUGGACAUUGCCCGGUUUAUGUUCACUGUCCGUGGCAACGAUCGGGGAAGUUUCAUCUCGGGAAAAAGUGUCCACAAUCAAAGCUACAAUCACUCGUCUUUCACAUAUUAACACAAUAUCUUGGUUCCAUUCCUUCAUGGAAAUGCAAUUUUUUUGUUGUUGUUGUGACCCUCCAUAGGAUAGAGCGGUUGUGGCGAGAUGUGUGGAUCUCUGUAUCAUCAAAAUAUUACAACCUUCUACACUCUCUUGAAGAAAAUGGCCUCCUGGACAUCUCGUGUACGGACGACAUAUUCUGUGUCCAUUACGUAUUUCUUCAAAGACUCAAAAAAGACUUGGAGAUCUUCACUGAAGGCUGGAACCACCAUCCACUCCGUACUGCGGGAAACCAGAGUCCGAUACAG
Molecule: messenger RNA, 1271 nt
Organism: Centropristis striata (black sea bass)
Lineage: Eukaryota; Metazoa; Chordata; Actinopteri; Perciformes; Serranidae
Exons: 5
Coding region: 1-981 (326 amino acids)
Molecular function (GO): nucleic acid binding
Source: RefSeq, a predicted model, not a curated record